AUGAUGGUUCCAGAUGAGAAUGUAGAACAAUAUGAAAAUGACUCGAGUUUGUUUCCAUGUGAUUUUAAUUGUCAAAUUCUAUUUUCAGAUGAGCAUAUUAAUUCUAGCAACAACGAAUCUGGUUCCGCUACGGCAAUUGAUGCACAUCUUAGCACCUAUGAAAAGAAUACGAUCAUAGUAAAGGUUCUUAAUCCGGAAAAGGUUGGGGAAGGCAUGUCGUCUUAUGUUGUUUAUACCAUCAGAACCACGACAAACAUGAAAAGCUUUAAGAAACCCAACAUGUGCGUGCAAAGGCGUUUCUCAGAUUUUCUUGGGCUUUAUGAAAAACUUAAAGAGAAAUAUCUCCAUCUCGGUGUGGUAAUUCCUUGUCCUCCCGAGAAAAAUGUGUUUGGAACUACCAAAAUACGCCUUUCAAAGAGUACUUCCGCUGAUUCUGACUUUAUCGAAAAGCGUAGAGUUUCGCUUGAAUGCUUUUUGCACCGAAUUAUUAAUCAUCCGGCUCUUGUCAAGGAUACAGAUGUUCAUGAAUUUUUGGAACUUGAAGGUGAACUUCCUCGCGGUAUUAGCGGACAAGGCAUCUCUGGUGCUUCUGCUAUGAAACUUCUGAAGAAUGUUGGAGAAGCUGUGGGAAAAUUAACAUUUAGAAUGGAUGAAUCUGAUGAGUAUUUCGACAUGAAGGAUGAAGAGCUUGCGAUUUGGGAGGUCCAGGGUAGUAGACUCUAUGCCGCACUUUCAAACUUGGUGCUAGAUCAAACUGAUUUGGCCGCUUCAACACUAGCAUCUUCAAAAGCGCUAUCAGUUUUUGCCAAUGUUGAGGAGCACACAGGUUUGGCCAGAGCUUUGGGACAACUGGCUGAUACAGAAGAACAGAUUGCUCACUUCCUCUCAGUUGAAGCUGAAGUACAAUCAACUUUCCUUGUUGAAUAUGCCAAAGGUGUUCUCUCGAUGAUUCAGGCUUGUAGGGACACACUUGGAGAGCGUGUUCGCUUAUUUAAGACUCAUCGGGAUUGUGAAUCUUCCCUACGAAGCAAACGCGAACAGAAAGUUCGCAUCGAGAUGUCUCCCAAAGCCGAUCGUGCCAGAAUCCCUAUUCUUGAGCGUGAAAUCGAUGAAUUGCAACACAAAGUGGAUGAGAGCGAAGAGGACUUUGAGAAGAUUUCAGCGACUAUCAAGAAGGAGUUUGAGCACGUUGAUGAGGCCCGAUUCGAGGAAUUUAAGGCUGCUACUCUCUCAUAUCUCACUAUGAUUCUUCAAAUGCAAGAAAAGGUUGGUUCAUUUUUUGGGCUAAUUUGUUCUAUUAUUUAUGCGAUGACUGAUGAUAGACCCAUUGGCGGAGGAGGUGGAUAUAAAAUAAAUUGGGAUGAAAUAGACGAAAAUACAAAUCCAUUCGGCGUCGGAAAUGCCUUUGGAGGCAAUAAGUUGGCUUCAAGUCCAUCAGCUGGUAGAGCCCCUCCUGUUCAACCCGACUCGCCUCCUGUAUCUGACCUUCCAGUUCUUUCAGAAGAUCCUCCUUUGAACCCAUCAGGAAAGGAAAUAGUGAAUGAAGUCCGUCAUGUGCUGGAUCCAUCAGUUACUGAAUUUGGCGAUGCUAAAAGUGUACCCAAAGAAUUAAAAUCACAUAAUAAGGGACCUCGUCCUGCUCCACCAAAACGAACUGUUUCCAAAGGCAACUCACAGGAAGCUGAAGAUAGGAAUGAAAUAGCUUUAGAUAAUGCUAAGUUUGGAAAUCAAAUUCCUAAUAUCGUAGAUAUUCCACCUCCUGAAGAAUUUGUGCCAGAGGAGCUAUUCACUAUCCAAAUUGUGUGUAGCUUAACAGCUUUCUCCUUAGUUACUGUUAUUGCUGUCAGUAAUAUGACCUCCUUUUCUACUAAGCCUCAGGUUGGGAAUCCACUGGUACGUGGGCAUUCGCGUAGGGCCAGCAACAGCUCUUCGGCAACGUUUGAUCUUGUCUCAGGAAAUCAAUCCCCCUUACCAGAACCUGAACCCGAUCAUCAUUCUCUCUCUGCAGACGAGGAAUUGUUGAGUCUUCGGGCCGAUAAGCAGCAUUUGACCACAGUGGUGGCUGAUAUGCAACGAUGCAUAGCCGAAUACGAACGAAGUCUUCGUCAGCUUGCAGAGGAGAAGGCUCGUGCUGAAGAGUCGGCAAAAGAGUCCGUCAUUGACAUCAUUGCAGAACGAGAUCAGGCUAUUGAGGAAAUCUCCACAAUCGAAAAGGCAUUCGGUGACCUUCAUCGAAGAUUUGAGAAGUCCAAGCAGAUUAUCGAGGGCUUUAAAACGAACGAGGAGGCACUAAAGAAAACCGCUCAAGAAUAUCAGGAUCAGUUGAAACGUCAAGAACAGAAAUAUCAGUCGCUCAAAGUCCACGCGGAGCAACAACUGACCAAAGUUGCAGAAGAGACCGAGAGGGCUAAAAGAGCUAACGAAGAUGAAGUCACUCGAUUGCGAGCGGCCAUCAAGCGCUCGGAAUUGAGGAUUCAUAGUCUUGAAUCCCAGCUACAACAGAAGGCACGAUCUGACAAUUUAAUUUAA
Rodentolepis nana is the source of this 2529-nucleotide messenger RNA. The record is from the annotation of a GenBank genome assembly. NCBI's taxonomy places the organism in Eukaryota, Metazoa, Platyhelminthes, Cestoda, Cyclophyllidea, Hymenolepididae.